CCAUGUUCCCAGUUCCCAGUUAUGCCCAAGUCUCCAAAGUCCCCAACAUAAUAAACCCUGAAAGGCAACAAUCCCCAAGAAACCCAAGAAACCCCUAAUCACCGACGAUCACCACAAUUCUCUAGUCCACUGCUAUUGAUUGAUGCCUGCCAAAUCCCUUGUCACCGCCCUAUCCACCCGAUCGUCCUACCAAUAUGCCCUCCUCGCGUUGUACCGAUGAAGUUCAUGCCACUCAUGCCGCUCCGUCGCUCUCAGGGUAGAGUCCUCCCUUCUCCUCCUCCGCCGCACAUGCAAUCCGACCCCAUCCUCCACCCCAUCACCAAACCAAAAACCCGAUCGGCAAAGGUGGCCGACUCCCAUCCGCCUCUCCCUCCCACCGCGACGAACCGCCCCCCAAAUCCCGCGCGUGUCGGCACCCAACCUCGCAUCGGGAGCAAUGGCUUCAAUUCCAACGACGACGCCGCAUCCCCCGCGAACGGCAACGGCGCUGCCUCCGGCGCCAAAAACUCUGUCACUGUCCUGCGCAACGGCACGCGCGUGUUGCACGCCACCGGCACGCACCCCUCGCCGCCGAAAGGCGUCAAGCGACCGCACGACGACGCGACUGACGCGAAGGCGGUGAAAUACCCCAAGAAAACCCAGACGAAACUGAAAUUCGCGCCGCUGCCGCCGAUUGGCGCGCGGGAUGGGCGAGAUGGUGCUGGGGGUUUUUCUGGACAUGAGCUCCAGCAGGAGACACGGCAGGAUGGGAAGGAGGGUAAGAAACGCGUGCGGACGCGUAGUGGGCAGGCGACGGCUGCGACCGAGGUGACGGGCCGGAAAAGCGCGCUGGAGCGGAUGUUGGUGCCGCCGAAGCCAGCGGCAGUGGACGCGGUGCAGACGGCGGACAAGCGGACGUUGCGGUCGCAGGACGGGGGCACGCGGAUGAAGAGCGAUCUGGCGAUUUACUUCUCGAACUACGACGACAUCAUCACGGGGGCGCCGAAGGCACGGGACGUGAUAGAAAUCGACAGCAAGAUCUUCAUCAUGGACGAACCGGUUCCCGACGCGACACGUCCCAGCACCUCGCCAGCCGCCUCGAAAACCCAAUCGACCUCCCCAUACGCAAAAUCCCACCGCCGUUCCGCCGUUUCCUCCAAACCCGAAUCCUCCACCUCCAACGGCAUCCACCCCGUCCACUUCCCCAGCAUCUCCCCCUCCCUCACCACCCCAACCGACCCCCUCCCGGACACCCACUACUUCAAACCCCACCGGCGCGCCGAGCGCAAAGAGAAGCAACUCCGCAACAUCGAGAAGGAGCGCGCGCAGCACGAGAAGGUGCAGUUGGAGCGGCUGCUCGAUGGGCUGCUGAGCCCCGAUUGGUUGAAGGUGAUGGGAAUCUCCGGGGUGACGGAGAGCGAAAAGAAGGAGUAUGAGGAGCGGAGGGCGUAUUUCGUACGUGAGGUGAGGGCGCUGGUGGAGAAAUUUCGGGUGUGGAAAGAGGAGGAAAGAAGGUUGAAGAUGGAGAGGGAGCAGGCGGUGUUGGCGAGGGAGGCGGCGGCUACGGAGGAGGAACAGCAGGGCGGGGACGAAAGCGAAGACGGCGAGGAUGUAGAGGAAGAGGAGCAAGAACUCUCCCUGGACCCCCCGCGCCACAAACCCCUUCCCCACGACUCCGACUCCACCAGCACCACCGACAUUGGCGCCCACGCCACCCAACAACUCCUCGCCGAAGCCUCCGCAUCCCGCCCCUCACCUCCCACCACCCUUCCAACCCCACCCUCCCCCCCCAAACCCUUCACCAGCUUCUUCGCCAAACCGCACCUCCGCGCGCAGGCGAUGGGGCAGCAGCGGCAUGGGCGGAAGGCGUACGCGUUUGGGCGGGAGGUAGCGGAGGGCGGAGAGCGGGAGUUUGAGUUGCCGGAGGAGUUGAGGACGGAGGAGGCGGUGAGGAGGAACGCGAGGAGGAGAAGGAGGGUGAGGAGGAGGACGGGAGGGGAGGAGGAGGAGGAGGAGGGGUAAGGGUUCUGGUGUCUGGAACCCCUACACUGCGGAGUCAGCACGGCGACAUGUUCGCGACGGCGAGAGGGGAGGAGUAGGGAGCCAGGGGGUAGCGGUUCUUCAUUCGUCUAUCUGUAAAAAUGAUUCAUGGGAAAAGAAUAGACCCAAAUACACGCGAGAAAUCUCUAUUUAGCAGUCAUUCAUCUCCAAAUUUGUGCCCUCUUUGCUGUGCACGCGGGAGCCAUGAAAGAGUGAGGAGAGUCAGGAGGUUGAUCAUCCCAUGAAGAGAAUGGCGAAUAGACAGCGUGAGCAGUAAGAAAAAGAAUCGAGAGAUGGAGUAGGUAGUACAACAGCAUUGGAAUAUGGCCUA
Messenger RNA from Eremomyces bilateralis CBS 781.70, 2350 nucleotides. RefSeq lists its product as uncharacterized. The record is from RefSeq and is a predicted model, not a curated record. Gene Ontology annotation, molecular function: histone acetyltransferase activity. Gene Ontology annotation, cellular component: SAS acetyltransferase complex. The transcript is spliced from 2 exons. Lineage: Eukaryota; Fungi; Ascomycota; Dothideomycetes; Eremomycetales; Eremomycetaceae. Bases 217 to 2001 code for a protein of 594 amino acids.